Molecule: messenger RNA, 2839 nt
Organism: Drosophila novamexicana
Lineage: Eukaryota; Metazoa; Arthropoda; Insecta; Diptera; Drosophilidae
Gene: Hmt-1
Product: ATP-binding cassette sub-family B member 6, mitochondrial
Exons: 7
Coding region: 95-2719 (874 amino acids)
Biological process (GO): heme transport; transmembrane transport
Cellular component (GO): membrane
Molecular function (GO): ATP hydrolysis activity; ABC-type heme transporter activity; heme binding
Source: RefSeq, a predicted model, not a curated record
UUUAUUUCCAGUUUUUUUUUUAUCAUUGUCUGCACCCGACGCGCUUAUCGUGUAAUAAUUAUCACUUUUUGCGUACGCCUUUUGUGCAAUUAUCAUGAGUAGUUUAAGGGUACACACAAUGUUGUACUGUCCGCCGAACGUGACGUUCAACGAGAUUUGGACUAGGCAUGGAAUUUCGCACUGUUUUAUGGACACAGUGGGUCCAGCCGUCUGUGGCGGCUUCCUUCUUCUCUUUGGCGGCAUACAACUGCUCAUGUACCGCAAAUAUGCUACACCCACGGAUCCCACUCAGAUAACCAAGUCCCGUCUGUAUGCGCUGCAAUUGUUUCUUCUCCUCCUUGUGCCGGUGCUGGCGCUGCUGCGUUUUUUCCUGAACGCUCGCAUCUAUCCUGACGGUGCAGUUUAUGGCUAUAUGAUAUUUUACACAUGCGUUGUGUGCUUUUCGUAUCCAUUUUGUAUAUGCCUCAUAGUCAAGGAGCGUCAUUAUCAGCUGCCAUCAGUGCCGACUCGUGGCCACGGCCUUAUUUUGCUGCUCUUCUGGACUUUGGCGUUGAUUAAUGAAGCGCUCGCGAUUGUCAAUUUGGACCACGAGGACUGGUGGUUCCAUUUAAAAAAUAACAAAGAUGAUAUUGAGAUGGGAAUGUUUGUUACCCGCUUCCUGUGCUCGCUGCUCAUCUUUGUGUUGGGCCUGAAAGCGCCCGGUAUUAUGGCACCCUUUAAUCCGCACCAUCGUCUAGAGAACGACUCAUCGAGCGAUUCAGCUGGUAGUAUACCAACCGGUUCUGCAUUUCGCAACGGCUGGCGCAAGCUGCGCACCCUAUUUCCCUAUCUGUGGCCAAAAAAGGACGUAAUGCUACAAUGCGCAGUGGUUGUGUGCAUAUUGUUGCUUGUCGCUGGUCGCGUUAUCAAACUGUUUCUGCCCAUUUAUCGCAAGCUGUUGGUUGACAGCCUGACCAUCGAGCCCGUCGAAUUUCGCUGGGACUUUGUGCUUAUUUAUGUGGCUCUAUCGUUUCUCCAGGGCGGUGGCACUGGCGGCAUGGGCUUGUUUAAUAAUCUGCGUACUUUCCUUUGGAUUCGCGUACAGCAGUACACAACGCGCGAGAUUGAGAUUGAUCUUUUCCGGCAUUUGCAUCAGCUAUCCUUAAGAUGGCAUCUGCAGCGCAAGACGGGCGAGGUGCUACGUAUAAUGGACCGCGGCACAGAUUCAAUUAACAAUCUGCUUAACUAUAUUGUAUUCUCCAUAACGCCUACCAUACUCGAUCUGAUUGUGGCUGUCGUAUUUUUCAUUUAUGCCUUCAACUGGUGGUUUGGCUUGAUUGUGUUCUUAACCAUGUUUUUGUACAUAGCAUCCACAAUUGCCAUAACGGAAUGGCGCACUCAGUACCAAAGGCGAAUGAAUCUGGCAGACAAUGAACAGCGUGCUCGCAGUGUGGACUCGUUGCUGAACUUUGAGACAGUUAAAUAUUAUGGUGCCGAAGGCUACGAGGUAGACUGUUACAGGGAGGCCAUAUUGAAGUAUCAAAAGGAGGAAUUCCUCUCCAUGCUCACGCUUAAUAUGCUCAACACCGCUCAAAAUAUUAUACUCUGCCUGGGCCUGUUGGCUGGUUCGAUGUUGUGCGUGUAUUUGGUGGUGCAUCACCAAACCCUGACAGUGGGCGACUUUGUGCUUUUCUCUACGUACCUCAUGGAUUUGUAUAUGCCUCUUAACUGGUUUGGCACCUAUUACCGCGCUAUACAAAAGAAUUUUGUGGAUAUGGAAAAUAUGUUUGAUCUACUGCGUGAGGACGAAGAAAUCGUUGAUGCGCCUGGCUGUGCACCGCUGCUAACAGCUGGCGGUGGCAUAGAGUUUUCUAAUGUCACAUUUGGCUAUUCGCCGGAAAAGUGUGUAUUGCGCAACAUAAGCUUUACGGUACCUGCGGGCAAGACAGUGGCCAUUGUAGGACCCUCAGGGGCUGGCAAGAGUACCAUUAUGCGACUGCUCUUCCGUUUUUACGAUGUGCAAACGGGCUCCAUAUCGAUAGAUGGACAGAACAUCAAGUUGGUCAAACAGGAAAGUCUACGAAAGGCAAUUGGUGUUGUUCCUCAGGACACGGUACUCUUCAACAACACCAUUUACUACAACAUUGAAUAUGCUAAGAUCGGAGCAAGUCCUGAUGCAGUUUAUGAAGCGGCGCGCUCAGCGGAUAUACAUGAAAGAAUCUUGGGUUUUCCGGAUAGAUAUGAGACCAAAGUUGGCGAGAGAGGAUUACGUUUAAGCGGAGGCGAAAAGCAACGUGUGGCCAUUGCGCGAACUCUUCUGAAAGCUCCCAUUAUUGUCCUGCUGGACGAGGCUACCUCGGCGUUGGACACGCAUACAGAACGUAACAUACAAGCAGCACUGGCACGCGUAUGUGCCAAUCGCACAACAAUUAUUGUCGCGCAUCGUCUGUCCACUAUUAUACACGCAGAUGAGAUAUUGGUACUGAAGGAGGGCAGCAUUGUUGAGCGUGGCAAGCAUGAGCAGCUGCUGCAACUAGACGACGGCAUCUAUGCGGAUAUGUGGCAGCAGCAACUGAAGAACCUAGAUGCCGAAAAGAACGCAGCUGAGAGCUCCGAAUCAAUUGCAGCUGGUGGUUCUGCUGCUGGUACGACUGGAACAGCGGAACGCCCAAAGCCGCAGUCUGAGGCAGAAGGUGGCGCGCUCUUUAGAUCUGGACAUGGGCAUACAGGCGCACGUUAGGAAUAGGCAGUAUGAAAUGUAGAUCUUAGGCCGUAAUUCGAUUACUUUUGUUACAUGUAAUUUGUGGUACUUGUUGUGAAUGGGCAGCUUGUCUGAUUCCUAGUUCUUGUCUACUUUAUU